Messenger RNA from Gilbertella persicaria, 772 nucleotides. Its product is annotated as copper fist DNA binding domain-containing protein. Gene Ontology annotation, biological process: intracellular iron ion homeostasis; intracellular copper ion homeostasis; positive regulation of transcription by RNA polymerase II. NCBI's taxonomy places the organism in Eukaryota, Fungi, Mucoromycota, Mucoromycetes, Mucorales, Choanephoraceae. The record is from RefSeq and is a predicted model, not a curated record. Gene Ontology annotation, cellular component: nucleus. The coding region runs from base 222 to 509 and encodes 95 amino acids. The transcript is spliced from 2 exons. Gene Ontology annotation, molecular function: DNA-binding transcription factor activity, RNA polymerase II-specific; RNA polymerase II cis-regulatory region sequence-specific DNA binding; copper ion binding.
GACCCUCUCCUUUAUUAUUAUUAUAUAAUAAAUCCCCCAACUAUUAUAAUAAUUUAUAUAGGCAGCAUUGGUCCGUUUACUUUUACUCUCUUUUCCCCGCUUUAUAUUUACUUCCUUAUCAAAUCAAUAUUUUAUAAACCAACGUGGUAUUACUUGACCAUUUUUAGCAGCAAAUUAAUAACAAAUAAAUAUACAUUUUCUUUCUAUCUAUUAACCAUCAAAUGGUCUAUAUCACAACCCCAGAAGGCAUCGAAAAGAAAUAUGCUUGUAUAAAAUGCAUAAAGGGUCAUCGUUCGUCGAAAUGUACACAUAAUGACAGAGAGUUAAUAGAGAUUAAAAGAAAAGGUAGACCUGUCUCUCAGUGCGAGAACUGCCGUUUAUUGAGAAGAACAAAGCAUGUGCAUGUAAAGUGUAAAUGCCUGAAUAGAAUAGACAUUUCAGGCAAGUCAUGCAUAGUCAUGAGUAAAACAAGUUGUUUAUUGCUUUAUAGAAUUUCAGCAGCACAAUGACUCACAAAAGCCAAACAGCUUACUUUCAGAGAGAAAUAAUCAUAAUGCGACACUAGCUUCUACUUCUUGUGUUCAGUGCGAAAGACCGAAACUAUACUGUGUUUGUCCUAAAUCACCGCAAGAAACACUUGCCUCAUCAAGUAGUUCUGAUGGCUCACUUACACCUCCAGUCUACAAUGCGCAACAUACAUCUUCCCCUUCUUCAUCAUCAUCCAGUUUGCCAUUUCAUCAGUCUCCUCUACAAAAGCUCAGUUUGCGUCAUC